ACCAGAAAUCUCCUCCCACACCUAUAUUAUCUAUAUAAGCACCCGUCCACUCCGCAGUCUUGCCAUCCCAGAACAAGCUCCAAACCAGCAGUGAGUGUACUCAGUUAUUCGUGAACUCCCAAAGUCCCAUUCGUUUCACUAGUCCGAUAUCCCAACAAUGUCGCUCGUUCCUAGUGUCUUCGGUGGCCGGAGGACCAACGUGUUCGACCCAUUCUCCCUGGAUGUAUGGGACCCUUUUGAUGGCUUCUUCACCCCCUCGUCCCUCGUGAGUGUCCCCGAGUCAGCCCGUGAGACUUCGACUUUUGCGAAUGCCCGUAUUGAUUGGAAGGAAACCCCCGAGGCACAUGUCUUCAAGGCGGACCUCCCCGGGCUGAAGAAGGAGGAGGUGAAGGUUGAGGUGGAGGAAGGACGGAUCCUUCAGAUCAGCGGGGAGAGGAGCAAGGAGAAGGAGGAGAAGAACGACAAGUGGCACAGAGUCGAGCGGAGCAGCGGGAAGUUCCUCCGGAGGUUCAGGCUGCCCGAGAAUGCGAAGAUGGACCAGGUGAAGGCCAGCAUGGAGAAUGGGGUGCUGACAGUGACUGUGCCCAAGGAGGAGGAGAAAAAGCCGGAGGUGAAGGCCGUUGAGAUCCAAGGCUAAGAUCAAAUACCGAUGUCUCGUGCGUGGGAUUUUCCGGUGUGAUUCGAUUAUGAAUAAGUGUAUUCGUUACCAAUGUGUGUCUGUGAGUGAUGUGAGAGAGUUGGUUUGUUGGUUUCCUUUUUUUCUUCGAUCGACAUAGGAGAGUUGGUUUACAUGUAAAAUGCAACCAACCUUCAUCUUUUAAGUAAAAAACUACUUGUGAAAUUGCAUCUAUGGCGGAUUAUAUU
Punica granatum (pomegranate) is the source of this 864-nucleotide messenger RNA. The record is from RefSeq and is a predicted model, not a curated record. NCBI's taxonomy places the organism in Eukaryota, Viridiplantae, Streptophyta, Magnoliopsida, Myrtales, Lythraceae.